This is a messenger RNA of Aphanomyces astaci, 1976 nucleotides long. RefSeq lists its product as hypothetical. Gene Ontology annotation, molecular function: GTP binding; GTPase activity. Bases 55 to 1860 code for a protein of 601 amino acids. The record is from RefSeq and is a predicted model, not a curated record. The transcript has 6 exons. Lineage: Eukaryota; Oomycota; Saprolegniomycetes; Saprolegniales; Verrucalvaceae.
AAAGUCUUCACACAUCAUCCCCAAGCGUCUUCGUUCAUUUUCCCCACAACAGAAAUGACGGACGCCACCGCAGUUCCGCCAGUGGAGGCCCCUGCGAUCACGGGAGCCAAGCAGAUUGUGCGCAUCAAUGACGAUGGCACCAAGUUUGAGCUGGACGAGGCAGCCAUCGAUGAGAUCCUCCACAAGAUCGACCCGGACAUGAAAGUGGCCAUCAUUUCCGUGGUGGGUGCAUUCCGCACGGGUAAAUCGUUUGUCUUGGACUUGUUUUUGCGCUACCUCAAGUACACGUCGUCGCACCCGGCGCCGGACGUGACUUCGCGCGAGUGGGCGCUCGCCUGCGGGCCGCAACUAGAAGGCAAUUCGAACUUUGAGGCCACGAAUGGGGAGACUGGUUUCUCAUGGCGCGCCGGUCGGAAGCGUAACACGACUGGCAUUUGGAUGUGGAGCGACCCAUUCAUCCGUCAGAGCGCCACGGGCGAAGACAUUGCAGUCUUCUUGAUCGACACGCAGGGCAUGUUCGACUCGGAGACGUCGCAGAUGCUCACGGCGAGCAUCUUUGGACUGAGCACGUUGUUCAGCUCAUAUCAAAUAUACAAUGUCGACAAGCGCGUCCAAGAAGACAACCUCCAGCACUUGGCGCUGUUUACUGAAUACGGCCGCAUGGCGUUGCAAGGUUCGAUCGACGAAAGCGAGAACAAGCAGAUGAAGCAAGCGUCGAUGCGGAGCAUUGAGUCGUUUGCCCGUGUGAUCUCGGACAAGCACCUCCAAGACUUGAGCGAGCUGGACGCGACCGACGUUGAAGACGACGACGGAACGGCCGACACCACUGACGAUACCAACCACGUCGACGACGUUCCCGUGAUUCGGCCGUUCCAACACUUGGACUUUCUCGUGCGCGACUGGCAAGACUUUAAGCGGUCGGCCACCCUCGCCGACAAGCAUGCCGACAUGAAGGCGUAUGCGUCGGAGGUGCUGAGUACCCGCAAGCAGCAGGACCUGGCGGACACGCGCGAGCAGAUCCACUCUUGCUUUGCGUCGAUUCGAUGCGUACUGCUGUCGCAUCCGGGGCACGCUGUGACGGACCUCGAGUACGACGGCAGCAUUGACGAGAUUGACGGGCGGUUCCUGGAGCUGCUGACGUCGUACUUGAACACGUUGUUUGGGCCCGAGUCGCUCGAGCCCAAGACUAUCCAUGGGGUCGCGGUCACGUCGCGCGAACUGCUUGUGUUUAUCAAAUCGUACGCGGCGCUGUUCAAAGAAGCGACCAUCUUCCCGGAAGCCAAGACGUUGCUGGAAGCGACGGCGGAAGCCAACAAUGCCAACAUGAAAGACCGCGCUUUGGCCAAGUACAAGGCGGAGAUGCAAAAGAAGGUGGGGCCCCGAUGCAGCUACGUCCAACCGCAUCACUUGACGGAACACCACCGGCUGUGCCUCUUGGGCAGCAUGACGGUCUUUGACAUGGGCGCGAAAAUGGGACGCCACUCGGCCAUCCUCAAGGUGCGCCAGCAGCUGGCCGACGAGAUUGUCGCCGAGCACGCGCGCUACGUUGAAGUGAAUGCUGAACGAGACCCGUACAAGAACAUUGAGUUUUACUUGGUGCCGGCGACGGUGGCGUUGGUCCUGUUUGUAGUGCGCGUAGUGCAAGAUCUGUUGUGUUUUGAAGACUUUGGCUACGAUAUUCCCGUCUACGAUUGCAAGCACGUGAGUGUCACGUUGUCGCAUUUGUACUGGGCGAUCAUCACGUUUAUGUGCAUUGUCACACUGGCCACGGGCACUUUGAUGGCGGAUCGGCUCAAGGCGGUCGUGACGGUGGCCAAGGCGGCGUUUCUGGACCAAUCGGCCAAGCCCAAAACCGACUAACAAGGCGAAUCGAAUGUUGAUGUAGAUUUUGCACAGAUUGUCGUUGAUAUUCCCCCAAUACAAAGUAGUCGUGCAUGGAUAUAUAGUAUAUCCAUGGAUACUGGUAGUAUUUCGGA